AUGUCUUUAUCGCCUAAAGAUAUAAAUCUUAUUUUAAAUCUACUUAAUGAAGAAACAUGUGGUUCAUCAUUAACAUUCGAACAGAUAUCAAUUAAAUUUCAACAUGGAAUAAUAAAAUCAGAUUAUCUUCGUUUAGGAAAUGCUCUCGUAUUAUUAUUACAAAAUCGAGAUUUAGCUCCAACAGCACAACAACGCUUAAUUAUAUUUUAUUUAUUUAUUGAAAUGUACAAAAAUGAACAACAAUCAAUAUAUAUGAAUCCCUUUGCACCAGUAUUUUUAUCUGUAUUACAAUCAAAUGAAGAAAAUUCAACAACUACACAAAAAUAUUUUCGUUGGGUUAUCUCACCAGUAACAAAACAUGAACGGUCAUUUCUCUGUUCAUUAGUUACUAAUAAUAAUAAUAGAGAUUUAUUAAAUAAAACACCCAAUGAAAUUUUACAAUCGGAUUUGUUAUCGAAUGAUGAUAGUAAGCAAAAAGAAUUACAACAACAAUUAAAAGAAAAUAUUUAUGAAAGAACAAAAGAAUUCUCAGCUCUUGUUCAAUGCCAUCUACCAGCAGUGAUUGAUGAUCCAGAAAUUAAUAAUUAUGGAUUCGAUACGCUCAUUGGUGGUUCACGUAAUCGAUCGGCUAAUAGUCGGCAAACCAUAGAACAAUUAUUAUUAAAUAAUGUAAUGGAACAAACAAUACAUCCUGAAUAUCUUCGUCUUGUUCCACCAUUACAUGAAUGUACAGUAGAUGAACUUAUUUGGCUUUCACCAAUAGUAAAUAUCGAUCAUGAUACAUCAUUAUUAGCAUGGGACUCAUCUAUGUGUGUAUCUCAUUCAACUAAUUUUGCAAUUCGUCAAUUGAUGGAUAAAGCUUAUCAAAGUGCAAUAAAUUUACAAGAACAACAAAAACUUGUAGAUGAACUGAAUAAUGAUCCAGAUCUUAUUUAUCAUAUUGGUCUUACACCCUCUAAAUUACCGCUAUUAGUAGAAAAUAAUCCAUUGAUUAGUAUAAAUUGUUUAUUAAAAUUAAUAUCGUCGAAUCAAAUGACAGAAUAUUUAGAAGCAUUAGUUAAUAUGCAUAUGAGUUUACAUUCAAUGGAAGUUGUCAAUCGUUUAUCAACGUCAAUUGAAUUACCAAAGGAAUUUCUCUAUUUAUAUAUAUCAACUUGUAUACAAACAUGUGAAGUAACAACAGAUAAAUAUUUACAAAAUCGUUUUGUACGUCUUGUUAGCGUUUUUAUUCAAUCAUUAAUACGUAAUAAAGUUAUUGAUAUAAAAGAUCAUUUUGUUGAAGUACAAGGUUUUUGUAUUACUUUUCGAAAUAUAAAAGAAGCAGGUGCAUUAUUUCAAUUGAUUAGAACAUUUGAUUUACGUACUGAUGAUAACAAUGAUAUAACAACAACAUUAGGAGUCAACGAAGAAUGA
Molecule: messenger RNA, 1413 nt
Organism: Rotaria socialis
Lineage: Eukaryota; Metazoa; Rotifera; Eurotatoria; Philodinida; Philodinidae
Source: the annotation of a GenBank genome assembly